AUGAUUGAACCUACCCCAAGUGGAAGGGUGUUACAUGACAGUCGCAGACGGCGACGAGUAACUGCACUGGACUUACAAUCAAGAAAACUGCAAGGAAAGCUCUCUCCCUCCAAAACUCAUUUGGAAGGGAAAUUCCAGCCAGCCUCGGCAAUUGUUCAGAACUCAAGAGUCAUCCAUUUAAAUUUCAAUAAGCUCACAGGAAGAAUUCCAGAGGAGCUCAGCAAUUUGCCCAAGGUUAUUGCUUUGCAUAUUGCUGCUAAUAAUUUAACAGGAGGCAUAACACCAUUUCUAGGCAACCUUUCUACCCUCUUAAAUCUUUCUCUAGCUCGAAAUAAUCUUGGUGGAAGCAUUCCUGAUGACCUCGGACGGCUUGCAAGUUUGAACUUUCUUCAGGCUGGUUCGAACAAUCUCUCUGGUAUCAUCCCCGCCUCAAUUCUCAACCUCUCAGUGAUCAGUAUUUUUGCAGCAGCAGAUAACAAACUGACAGGGAGCUUUCCGCAAAGUUUGGGUACUAAUUUUCCAAAUCUUCAAAUAUUUGCAGUUGGAGUAAAUCGAUUUACAGGACCAAUUCCACCUACAUUAUCCAAUGCAACAGGUCUUCUACAGAUUGAUUUCCCAGAUAACUAUUUUGUUGGGAGAAUGCCUACUGAUCUAGGGAGCAUUAAGAACCUGCAAAGGCUAAAUGUUGGGCGCAACAGACUUGGAAGUAGAGAGGCUGAUGAUUUGAGUUUCCUGAAUUCAUUGAUCAACUGUAGCAAAUUACAGCUGUUGGGAAACAAUCAAAUAUAUGGAAGCAUUCAUUCAGGAAUUGAAAACCUUGUCAAAUUGCAUAGUUUGUACAUUGACCAUAACAUGAUUAGUGGUGGAAUCCCCAUUGAAAUAGGGAAACUUUCUAGUCUGAGACAACUGUACAUGAAUGGAAAUAGACUAUCUAGGAAUAUCCCACACUCCAUUGGCAACAUGACUGAACUGUUUGAACUUCGAUUGGAUGGAAACAACCUGGAAGGAACAAUUCCUUCGACUCUUUGGAACUGUGUGCAUUUGCAAGUGCUAAACCUUUCUCAGAAUAACCUGAAGGGCACCAUUCCAAAAGAAGUUAUAGGUCUUUCCUCUCUAUCCAAAUCUCACACUUGGCAAUUGCCUAAGCUUGGAGCAUCUUUUUACGAGGGCAACUUGUUUGAAGGAACAAUUCCUGGAAGUUUGAGUUCUUUGAAAGGUCUUCAAGACCUUGAUCUUUCAAGAAAUAACUUGUCUGGACAGAUUCUAGAGUUCCUACAAGGAUUUAUCUUUCUGCAAUACCUGAAUCUGUCUUUCAACAAUUUUGAAGGUGAAGUACCAAGACAAGGAGUCUUUACAAAUAUUAGUUCUAGUUCUCUUUUGGGAAAUAGUAAGCCCUGUGGGGGAAUCUUUUCUCUGCAACUACCUCCUUGCCCAAAGCAGAAAAAGAAACCUUCUCCUACGUCUCACUCGGAUGAUUGGCAUUCAGACAUUACCUACAAGGACCUGCACAAAGCGACUGAUGGGUUUUCCCCAGCAAAUUUGAUAGGUGUUGGUAGCUUUGGCUCUGUGUUCAAAGGGAUGCUCAAUGAUGGUAGAACUAUUGCAGUCAAGGUGCCCAACCUUCAGCAGAAGGGAGCAAUCAAGGUCUACAUUGCUGAAUGUUCUUGCUCGAGUGUGGAUUUUAGAGGCAACAAUCUCCAGUUCAUCCCAAAUGGGAGUCUAGGGAACUGGCUGCACUUGAAAACAAAUGAGCAUCAUCGACAACUGAAGCUGAAUAUUUUCCAGAGAUUAAAUAUUGCCAUAGAUGUGGCCUCUGCACCGGAAUAUCUACAUCACCACUGCCACACUCCAAUCAUCCACUGUGACUUAAAACCAAGUAAUGUUCUUCUUGAUGCUGAUUUUUGUGCACAUGUAAGUGAUUCUGGUCUAGCAAAGUUCCUUACACAAUGCACAGAUACGUACUCUCAAAACCAAACCAGUUCAAUCGGUGAACGAGGAUCCAUUGGUUAUAUUGCUCCAGAAUAUGCCGUGGGUGGAGCAGUGUCUACUUAUGGUGAUGUUUAUAGUUAUGGGAUCCUGUUGUUGGAGAUGUUUACUGGAAGAAGACCAACAGAUGACAUAUUCAAAGAUGGAUCAAACCUCCACAACUUUGCAAAGAAAGCUAUACCAGAACAAGUGAUGGAAAUCCUGGAUCCCACAAUGCUUCUCUGCCUCUUCUCUUAA
Molecule: messenger RNA, 2223 nt
Organism: Theobroma cacao (cacao)
Lineage: Eukaryota; Viridiplantae; Streptophyta; Magnoliopsida; Malvales; Malvaceae
Source: RefSeq, a predicted model, not a curated record